Phasianus colchicus (ring-necked pheasant) is the source of this 6491-nucleotide messenger RNA. RefSeq names its product sperm antigen with calponin homology and coiled-coil domains 1 like (gene SPECC1L). Gene Ontology annotation, molecular function: protein binding. NCBI's taxonomy places the organism in Eukaryota, Metazoa, Chordata, Aves, Galliformes, Phasianidae. The record is from RefSeq and is a predicted model, not a curated record.
CCGGCCCGGCCCGGCCCCGUCCCCUCACGUCGGGCCGCGCCGCGAAGACGCGGGAAGGAGGAGGAGGAGGAGGAGGAGGAGGCGGCUGCCCGAUUUGUUUGUAAAUGCAUCAUAAACAGACAGCCCAGAAUGAAGAAAGCAAGCAGGAGUGUUGGCUCAGUGCCCAAAGUGCCUGGAGUAAAUAAGACUCAAACAACUGAAAAAACCAAACCGGAGAGCGGCUCCUCACUGUCUGCAGUAACAAAACUCUCCAAACCCGGGACGUCAGCAUCCCUUUUGAAGACUAAGAGCAAUGAUGACCUCUUAGCAGGGAUGGCCAGUGGUGGUGGAGUGACAAUGACCAACGGUGUCAAGGCAAAGAAGAGCACGUGUGCAUCAACAGUGUCUUCAGCUACAGGGGCAACCAUGAACACUCUGGAAAAUAAACCUAAAACUGUUGCAGGUUCCACAGCUAAGCGUAGCACUUCAUCUGGAACUAAAGAAUCAAGCUCUUCUAGGGAGAGAAUACGUGAUCGUUCCCGCUUAAGCCAGAGUAAAAAGCUGCCUCUGGCUGGACAGGGCAGCAAUGACACAGUACUGGCAAAACGUUCCCGCAGUCGCACCAAUCCAGAAUCGGAUAUUCGGAUGAGCAAGUCCAAAUCAGACAAUCAGAUCAGUGACAAAGCUGCAUUGGAAGCAAAGGUGAAUGAUCUUCUGACAUUAGCAAAAACUAAAGAUGUGGAAAUCUUGCAUCUGAGAAAUGAACUAAGGGACAUGCGUGCUCAGUUGGGACUUAAUGAAGACCAAGUUGAAGGUGAUGAAAAAUCUGAAGAAAAAGAAGCCAUUGUUGUCCAUCAGCCAACUGAUGUAGAGUCUACAUUGCUACAGUUACAGGAACAAAACACUGCCAUCCGAGAAGAGCUCAACCAGCUGAAGAAUGAGAACCGAAUGUUAAAAGACAGACUAAAUGCAUUAGGCUUCUCUUUGGAACAAAGGCUGGACAACUCUGAGAAACUCUUUGGCUAUCAGUCUUUGAGUCCGGAGAUUACAGCUGGCAACCACAGUGAUGGCGGUGGUACUCUGACAUCUUCUGUGGAAGGUUCUGCUCCUGGAUCGAUGGAAGAUUUGCUAAGUCAGGAUGAACACACUUUGAUGGACAACCAGCAUAGUAACUCCAUGGAUAAUUUAGAUAGCGAGUGCAGUGAAGUUUAUCAGCCACUGACAUCGAGUGAUGAUGCUUUAGAUGCUCCGUCAUCUUCAGAGUCUGAAGGCGUACCAAGUAUAGAAAGAUCUAGAAAAGGAAGCAGUGGCAACGCGAGCGAAGUGUCCGUAGCUUGUCUGACAGAACGGAUACAUCAGAUGGAAGAGAACCAGCACAGCACAGCAGAAGAGCUCCAGGCCACGCUUCAAGAGCUUGCAGAUCUGCAGCAAAUAACGCAGGAGCUAAACAGCGAGAACGAAAGACUUGGAGAGGAAAAAGUAAUCCUGAUGGAAUCUUUGUGCCAGCAAAGUGAUAAGUUGGAACAUUUCAGCCGUCAGAUAGAGUAUUUUCGGUCUCUUUUAGAUGAACACCAUAUUUCCUAUGUAAUUGAUGAAGAUAUGAAAAGUGGUCGCUACAUGGAGUUGGAGCAGCGUUACAUGGACCUUGCAGAGAACGCCCGGUUUGAGCGGGAGCAGCUGUUAGGUGUUCAGCAGCACUUGAGCAACACUUUGAAGAUGGCAGAACAAGACAAUAAGGAGGCCCAAGAAAUGAUAGGGGCAUUGAAAGAACGCAAUCACCACAUGGAACGGAUCAUUGAGUCAGAACAGAAAAGCAAAACGGCAAUAGCAUCGACCUUAGAGGAGUACAAAGCCACGGUAGCAAGCGACCAGAUAGAGAUGAACAGGCUGAAAGCUCAGUUAGAGCACGAGAAGCAGAAGGUGGCUGAGUUGUAUUCGAUACACAACUCUGGAGACAAAUCAGAUAUACAAGAUUUGCUAGAGAGUGUCAGGCUGGAUAAAGAAAAAGCAGAGACACUGGCCAGCAGUCUGCAGGAGGAGCUGGCGCACACUCGCAAUGAUGCCAAUCGAUUGCAAGAUGCCAUUGCUAAGGUUGAAGAUGAAUACAGAGUAUUCCAAGAAGAAGCCAAGAAACAAAUAGAGGAUCUUAAUGUGACUCUAGAAAAACUUCGGGCAGAGCUAGAUGAGAAAGAAACUGAGAGAAGUGACAUGAAAGAAACUAUCUUUGAGUUGGAGGAUGAAGUAGAGCAGCAUCGUGCUGUGAAGCUUCAUGACAAUCUCAUCAUAUCUGAUUUGGAGAAUACAGUUAAAAAACUUCAGGACCAAAAGCAUGACAUGGAAAGAGAGAUCAAAAAUCUUCACAGGAGACUCCGGGAGGAGUCAGCAGAAUGGCGUCAGUUCCAAGCUGAUCUCCAGACUGCAGUGGUUAUAGCAAAUGAUAUAAAGUCUGAGGCCCAGGAAGAGAUAGGAGACCUAAAGCGAAGAUUACAUGAAGCUCAGGAAAAAAAUGAGAAGCUCACUAAAGAGUUGGAGGAAAUCAAGUCACGCAAGCAGGAAGAGGAACGCGGGCGAGUGUACAAUUACAUGAAUGCUGUAGAGAGAGAUUUGGCAGCUCUGAGACAGGGAAUGGGCCUGAGCCGCAGAUCAUCCACUUCCUCAGAGCCAACUCCAACUGUCAAAACACUCAUCAAGUCCUUUGACAGUGCCUCCCAAGUUCCAAGCCCUGCUGCUGCCACCAUUCCUCGCACUCCUCUGAGCCCGAGUCCCAUGAAGACACCCCCAGCUGCUGCUGUAUCCCCUAUGCAGAGGCAUUCUAUAAGUGGACCAAUCUCUGCUUCUAAACCCCUUGCUACACUGACAGACAAAAGACCAAGCUAUGCUGAAAUCCCUGUUCAAGAACAUUUGUUGAGAACGUCUUCUACCAGCAGACCAGCAUCUUUGCCAAGAGUUCCUGCAAUGGAAAGUGCCAAAUCUAUUUCGGUGUCUCGAAGAAGUAGUGAAGAAAUCAAGCGGGAUAUCAGCGCGCCCGAUGGAGCAUCUCCAGCAUCUCUCAUGGCAAUGGGUACCACCUCACCACAGCUGUCCCUCUCAUCCUCCCCUACAGCAUCAGUCACCCCUACAACCAGAAGUCGAAUAAGGGAAGAAAGGAAAGAUCCUUUGUCUGCCCUUGCAAGAGAAUAUGGAGGAUCGAAGAGAAAUGCCUUGCUGAAAUGGUGCCAGAAAAAAACAGAAGGCUAUCAGAAUAUUGACAUAACGAACUUCAGCAGCAGCUGGAAUGAUGGCUUGGCUUUCUGUGCAGUCCUCCAUACUUACCUCCCAGCUCAUAUUCCUUAUCAAGAGCUAAACAGCCAGGACAAGAGGAGAAACUUCACUUUGGCUUUUCAGGCAGCUGAAAGUGUUGGCAUCAAAUCCACUCUGGACAUCAAUGAAAUGGUGCGAACUGAACGUCCAGACUGGCAGAAUGUCAUGCUGUAUGUUACAGCAAUUUACAAAUACUUUGAAACCUGAAACCCUAAUAAUUCAACAGAUUCAUGAAGUAGAAUCUACAUUAGCUACCAGAUGGAAAUCUUGCUGAAAUGCUAAUCCCCAUUUCACUGAAAACUGGCAUCAAAUGAGUCCCUUCAAACUUCGGUGACCCUAUCCUGGAUUGCUUCAGAUUGCUUCAGCUACUAAGCCUGCAAUCAACUGUUAAAAAGCAAAAACUUGUUGCCACUGCUUGGAAUAACCCAAGUAAUUAAGCUAUUCAGAUUAAUUAUGUAGCCUAAAGAGCCUGGACUGCUUAUCUACCACCUUGCCAGCCAGACUUCCUGAAGCUUUCUUACCUAAGAGAGUGAGAUGAAUGGAUCCUCUAGCAUAUGGGAGACUGAAUGUACAGCUAAUGCUUUGAGAAGGAAAAGGAUAACAUGGCAUCAUAUUACUGAACUUUCUGUAGUGUCCUGAUACCACAGUCUAAAUAUUCCACCCACAGCCUAUGGUACCCCAAUACAGUAGAGUUCCUGAUGGUAAUUUAGUUACUGCCUUUAUAGCUAUUUUCACUCCUUUAAAAUGUGCACAAUAUUCUAGGAAAACAAGCUUUUAUUUCAUCACAACAGCUUGAGUGCAAAAGUGGUCUUGAUACCUCGGAGAAUUUGGCACAGAAGAACUCUUCCUUCUAAAGUUUCAUUAUAAGCCUACCUCUGUCACAGUGUUGUGGCUUCCAACUUUAUCUUAUGGAUUGUAAAGACUAGCACAUACAGCUCCUGGUUUUCAGGGUAUGCUGUACUGAAAGGAAUCUGUCAGUAGCUCCCUGUGCUUCCAUUAUAACAGAAAUGAAUCAAUAAUCAACCCUUGUACGGCUUGUUCUUUCUCCUUUUCUUCCUAUGCCUGUAUAGCAUGCACAGCUACCCCAGGCUUUACUUUACAGCAAUACAAGGAAACGUCAUGGAUGUCUGUGGUAGCGUUUUGGAACUGGGACAGCAUUUCCUCUGCAGAGAAGAUACUUUCAGUAAGAUGUAAUAAUGAAGAUAUUUGUCUAAAAAUCUACCUUUGCAGUUUCCUGUGUGUCUUUCAUUGGUGUUGCACAUCCUCAUCUGAGUGACAGAAGGUGAGAUGUUCUCUGACAAGAGUGGAGGAACUAAUGCAAUGUGUGUAUACCCAGCAGACUCAAAUAUUGCAUGGAAAAGACUUGCUCUCACAAGGAAUUAACCGAGAAACUUUGGUUUGCUCAGCUUUUGUUUUCCUAAAAUGCACCUGAAUUCAUGUAACAGCUCUUGGGCAAAAGAGUUCAAGUAAGUGCCUUAGCUAUCAUUGAUUGAUACAUCCUGGCACUUCAGGGCUUUGUGCAGAAUGUUAAUGGCUCAGAAUGAUUUAAUCCAUCCAUUUGUUAUAAGCUGUUAAAAUGUUUGUUGUAAUCUGGUUUGUCAAAUCAAGGGAAUACUUCACUCUGCCAUUGCUUCUGCCUCUUAUUUUUCAGAAUGUUUUCUAGCAGUUAAGCCACAGUUGAACAUCUCUCAUUAAUAUUAAGCAGAAGCCUACUUUAGAAGUGAGUUCUGUAACAACUGCUAUUUAUAAGCACAUGCUCUUUCAACACAGUAACCCUGUUAUAAAGAAAACGAAUCUUCUAUUCCUAUGGUGCUCUUACGACUGUUAAGGACUGUUUGAAUGUCAUGGAUGUUAACCCAGUGAAUGCAACUCCACUUGGCAUCUGUGAAACUUCAUCAUGGUACAAAAGCACAGAUUUAACUCAGACUUAUUGCCAAAUCUAAAAAGCUCUCAUCUGAAGAACAUAGCCCAUGUGAGGAGUAAUAAUUCAGUAUGUUUCCAGCAGCUAGCAUUAUAGAAAAUUACUACUUAAAAUGCUUACAAUGACACGUCUGUAAUAGAAUACGUUAUAAAUGUGCCUGUAAGAGUAUAUGAAAUGUUGCAAAACAACUUCUUAGAGGGGCUUUGGAGAAGUUUUCAAAGCAGCAGUGUCUCGUGCAUCCUUAUAAUUCUUUAGCCUGCAUAUCCCUAAAAGUAGCUAGAUACCCUCAGUUGAACAGUCGGUGCAUUUGAAAAGCCAGCAUACUCUAAAGGCAGUUGUUGCAAGAGAGGCUUCAAAUGGAAAAAAAAAAAAAUCAUUAACAAAUUUUAAUAAAAGUCUGAAAUACAGUUUCCUUUCCUGUAUAUUCCUUCCAUUAUUUUUAUUUACUUUGCUUCUUCAAAUAAGUCUCAACAGGAGCAGUCCUAUUGGAAAUACAUGUUACUGCUGGCUUAUGUUCCAUCUCUUACUAGACUCCAACUUAGGCACAUUCAUGCUUAUAAAUCUGUACUCUUGCUUUGAAUAGACAUCCUUAUCUGUGAUUGUCUUAUUCGUUGCUUUAUAUAUAAAGAAAGUAUUUUUCCAAUGAAAAGGACAGCGUUUCUUGGUCUAAAUUCAGUCAUGAGCUGUUGUGUUUUUACACUGAUUUCUUGUGUGAUGGCCCUUAACUAAAUAACACGUGGUAGUAAGAAGAGGAAAUCAUGUUUUUCUGAUACCUUCUUUUGAAAAGAUGAGCUGCUGGUCUUCAGAGAGACAAGUUAUGAGCCACUACAGAAAGGAUCUUAUUUUGAACUUCAGUGCUCCGUAAACUUCAUGGUGUGGUCUGGCUGAUAAAACUCUAUCUAGAAAGGAAUACUGGGCACCAUAAAGAGAUUUUUUUAUAAUCAUACAUCUGAGCCUUUACAAAUAAGAUGCCAUACAGCUGUCCACGUGAAAGCAAUGAAGGAAAGCAAUGAAGCAAUGACAGAUAAAAAACAAACAUAAUACCCUGCUGCACUCUGCCACGUGUUUUCUGCAAAGGUUCAAGCAGCAUUUAAUUUUUCAAAUGAAAGAAUAGCUGUAGCCCUUCUGGACGUGGAUGAUAAUGUCCUACUUGGUUCCUGUUCGCACUUAAUCCUGAAACUGCCUGUUAUUUCUUACAUAUGAAGCGAGGUUUCUGCUGAUUUAAUUCCCUCUUUUUUUUAAUCACCCCAGAAAAUAUUAUUGAAUGUGCUUUAAAAAAAAAAAAAAAAAA